Molecule: messenger RNA, 1716 nt
Organism: Cotesia congregata
Lineage: Eukaryota; Metazoa; Arthropoda; Insecta; Hymenoptera; Braconidae
Source: the annotation of a GenBank genome assembly
AUGGCACCAACCGCGAUGAAAUUGGUCAAGCCGUUCAAAAGUUAUGAGAGCUCCGACGAAUUGGCGCUACGUCUUUUAUCGCACGAUCUAGACCACUACAUUUCUGAAAUGGAAGUCGACAAAGAUCAUCAAUCCCGAAGUUCUCAACUUACAAAAAAAGCCUCAAUUUCAUCAUUAAUAACUAACUCCGACAUUCUUUCUUUAAUCAAACCACUACCGUGUCAAAAAGACGCUUCUGCGUCCUGCAAAUCAAUUUUGCCAAACGAUUGUGACGUAAAUAACAUAAUCGGCUACUGGAACGGUAAAACAGAGUCUCCACGUCGUCGAAAAAUGCCUCAAUUUUCCGCGAAUCCAGGCAGUAGUAACCCUUUACACAAACAAACUUCUAACUUAGCAAACUCAGCUUCCGGCUUCUCAAAUUCAGCUAUCACCCCAUAUAGAUCAACGUCAUUUCCUUCAGAACCCACCCAAGAACUAAAUUUACUAAAGCGCCAAGAAAAACGUUCGCAUUUUGAUAAUCUGUACAAAAAAUACAAUCGUAACAACGACGAUGACGAAGAAGAUCUUCCUAAAUCGUUGACUGGUAAUAAAGAUACUCGCAAAAUGGAACCCUUUAGAAACGCGCGUCAGAUUAAAGUUCAAGAGCAGCAAAAAGCGAACAAAUCAAAGUAUCAGGGAAAGACUCUUGGUGGCAAGACUAGUGCUAGCAAAGGAUUUGUCAAUGUGUUCAGCAAACCUGAUACAGAAGAUAAACCUGAACAAUCUGAUCGCCCUGAUAGUCAAGAAGAUAUAGACUGUGAAGAUGAACGUCUGAAGAACAUUGAUCCCAAGAUGAUUGAAUUGAUACGCAAUGAAAUUAUGGACUCGGGUUCCUUCGUCACGUGGGAUGAUGUUGCAGGUCUGGAGAAGGCCAAAGAUAUCAUUAAGGAAGCUGUGGUUUUGCCGAUGCUGCGUCCUGACAUUUUUACUGGGCUCAGACGUCCUCCAAAGGGAAUUCUGCUUUUCGGGCCACCUGGAACUGGGAAGACACUUAUCGGAAAGUGCAUCGCUUCGCAGAGCAAGUCGACAUUCUUCGCAAUUUCUUCCAGCUCGUUGACGUCAAAAUGGGUCGGAGAAAGCGAAAAAAUGGUGCGUGCACUGUUUGCAGUUGCACGAGUUUAUCAGCCGUCGGUAAUUUUUAUCGAUGAAAUUGACUCUUUGCUGAGUCAACGUUCAGAUACGGAGCAUGAAAGUUCCAGAAGGAUCAAGACUGAAUUUCUGAUUCAUCUAGAUGGAGCUACUACGGGUGAUGAUGAUAAGAUUCUGUUGAUCGGAGCUACUAACAGGCCCCAGGAGCUGGAUGAGGCUGCUAGGAGACGAUUCGUUAAGCGAUUGUAUGUUCCACUGCCAGAAUUGGAAGCAAGAAAGCAGAUCGUCAGAAAUUUGUUAGCCAAUGAGAAACACAGUUUGACGGAAGAAGAUGUUAAGACGGUCGCGGAAAAGGCAGAUCAUUUUUCGGGUGCUGAUAUGACGACAUUGUGCAAAGAAGCAAGCAUGGGUCCGAUUAGAAGCAUUCCUUUUGAUAUGAUGGAAAACAUUAGGAUGGAAGACGUCAGAGGCACCACUAUUGAUGAUUUUUUGGAAGCGUUCAAGAGAGUUAGACCUAGCGUCGCGCAGGGAGAUUUGGUCAAUUAUGUUGUCUGGGAUAGAACUUACGGCAGUGGUACUGCUGAAUAG